Molecule: messenger RNA, 4252 nt
Organism: Dermacentor silvarum
Lineage: Eukaryota; Metazoa; Arthropoda; Arachnida; Ixodida; Ixodidae
Product: translation initiation factor IF-2-like
Exons: 9
Coding region: 69-1388 (439 amino acids)
Source: RefSeq, a predicted model, not a curated record
GUAACUCAGGGAGCUAGGGAGGAGAGGGGUAUAAGAGCAGGUGUUGCGCCGGAGCGCCUUUUCGCCCCAUGGAUUCCACUCGGCGCGAGCGGCAGCGGGAGCUCGCACGAGAGCGGCAGCGCCGACGUCGCGCAAAUCCCGAGCUUCGAGAGCGAGAAGUGCAAGCCAAGCGCCAACGGAGGGAAGCCGCUACCGCCGAGGAUCGAGAACGGGCAGCGCAAGCCAAGCGCCGGUGGAGGCAAGCCAACCCCCAGUUUCAAGAGAAGGCAACCCAAGCCAAGCGUCAGCAGAGGCAAGCUAACCCCAAACUUCGAGAGCAGGAGGCCGAGCAGAGACGUCGACGCAAACAGAUUCCUCCCACGGAGGGUGCCGAUGGACGGUUCAAGAGAGAAUUCCUCGACCGUGAGUUCGGCCGCAGCUGCAAGGACAGAGAAAAGGAACCUGCCUCUUGCUGCACCCAUGAAAUAUUGGCGAAACCUGUGCAGACUGAGGCCUCGUGGCUGUUCAACAGCAGUGUGGUGGAUGUUGCAGUUGAGACAUCGAGAAGCGCCGACGUGUGCAAAUCAACCCAGACGUCGCUUGUCGUCGUCAAGGUGCACAGGUGGACCGAAACCACAGAUCUCAUUGAGUCCCAGGAGGGUGACACCGAUGCGCAAGAGUCUCCUGCUCCACACGUGUGUGGAAUGCCAAUGCUUACCAACAUGGAUCAGAGCCCUGGAGUUGCCGCCUUGUACAGCCAUCAAGUAGAUGUGUGUGACGACACAUUUAUGGAUUGCUCCGGUGGCCCUGCUGCUGCUCAAACGCUGUACGACGGAUCAUGCAUUGUGCGCUGGUGCACCAAUACAAGCCCAGGAAGAUUGUUCCGUGUUCCUAAAGACAACAGGAUGGAAGCUUUCCUGAAGUACGCUGAAAGGCCACACCUAUUAGGGUUGUCCAAGGAAAUAGUACAUCAUUACCGAAUCUGCUCGGCGCACUUCACGGAAUCGGACUACAUGGACCCAGCAAAAACCAAACUGAAAUGGUUGGCCGUGCCAUCCAUAAAGGCUCCAGAGGAGUCGAAAGCUCUACAAGUGUGUGGAAUGCCAAGGCUUACCAACAUGGAUCAGAGCCCUGGAGUUGCCGCAUUGUACAGCCAUCAAGUAGACGGGGUGACACUGCCAGCCCUGGGCACCUGCGGGAGCCGUCGCCUCAGCCAGGGCCAUCUGGGCUAUGAAGAGUUCCCAUCAAGUCCACCUGCUGCUUUAGCGAGGCCACUUCCUAGUCGAAACAGGCGGAGCUCCCUUGCCCAAGGAUCUCCAGGGAGAUGCAUUCAGAGAAUGUGGCAUUCAACUACAUGCCUACUCAGUUCAAUCAACAGCGACAACAAGCAGUUCAGUCAGCAACCGUGACCAGAGGGAUGAUUCUAGUCCCUGCGAGUUUGACGGGAGCCAACCUUCAAGUGGUUCCACAGUGUCUUACAGCUGAUGAUUCCGUCUGCCAGAGGCAACUGCCCAGCGCAAGUAGGAACCAGUGCCGUUCUUUGUGAAGAGGCAAGCUCUCCCGUUGCCACAGCGAAGUGAACGUGUGUCGCAUACUCCUCCACUUUGUGCUUGCGAGAAUUUCAGGGGAUACGAUCCCUCACCGCCCAUGUGGAGAAGUGCCCGUGCUCUCAGCCAUAUCAGUGUCACUUGUGCUCUAGCCAUUGCUCAGGCUGGAGCAUGGCGCAGACCCAUCUCGGGGAAUUGGGAACGAAGUGCCGUUUUUGUGAGCACACAAUCGGCACAAGGAUCUGGGAGACGAUGCGACACAUAAAGCGGCACAUGGCUUUCAAGCAGUUGAUGUGCAGCGUCUUCCAAUUAUCCUUCACUAACAGGUACGAUCUUGUUGCGCACGUUUGCCGGUGCCACCUGGUGCAAAAUUCAUACAAGUGCGGCUGGUGUACAAAGUCGUACUUAAUGAGAAAAGUCUGCAAGUUCAUGUUCGCCGACUCACUGGUGAGCUGCUUGGCUAGCUUUGAGGAGAAGUCAACAUUCCAGCGGCAUGUGUGGUAUCGUGAUUGUCGAGAAACAGCAGUGUUGUACGAGUGUGCUUUGUGCUCACAAGUUUGUGAAUGAGUGGAGCCAAUCUAACUGGGUCUUUGCUAACUUCACAUUCAAGCUUUUCAUUUCACAUGCAUUUGUACGCCGCUGGUAUGGUACAGCAACUGCACAUUGUUGGCACUGUGCAGUGAGAUGUGCAUGCAUUGUAACUGCAGUAAUUUUCUAAUGAUAACUUGUGGGGGAGUCGCGGAACUGAGGACCCAGGCAGCUGGCCUCAUCCGGCACUGUACUGUUGUUGUUCCUCUUCCAUGCCACACAAUGUCACUGGGGCUGUCCGCUCUUGCGCGCACGUGACAUCAUCUCCCCACACUCUGUAGUUGCUUAAGACCUGCUUUAUCUCUAAAAUCUUGACACGGUGCAGGUUUUGCACGAAUGAGGCAUAUGGCUUUCUGCUGACACUGUGUGCUGUGCCACGACUCCUCUGGUUGUAAAAUCACUGACAACUUCAUUUGGAAACAUGUUAUUAAUAUUGCGUACCAAUAUUGUUACAGAGAUUCAUUUAUUUUGAUACAUGCGUUGGUGCAAGUGCCCUUGUGCGACGUUCCUGUUUGGCUUGAUUGUUUAGUUUACUUUUUCAAGGCCAACUACUGUUCUGUUACACAUUCCUCUAUUUCAAUUAAGAUCAGUUUGCUUUGUAUCGUCAUACAUGUUGUCUUCCUACUGCUACCAAAUUCUAAGUCCUGUCCUCCACAGUGUCCUUGUGCCAUUUCCUGCGAUAAUAAUUAUCAAAUGCGUGCUGCAGAGCCAACAUCAUUCAUCAGGAGUGACAUUAUUUGCAUAGCACAAACCCUAACUACAGAACCCUAAGUCUCUGUAGUAUCGUUUCAUUCUUCACAGCCCAUUCUGCACAAGCUGAUAAGAGUAGUGCUAUUUAGAAGUCUCACUUUGUGUGUUUCUCACUGCACUUGUUUAGGAUCUGCGACACUUUUUAUGAAGAAACUACUUCACAUUUACAAAUUCAUUUUGUAGUCUUCAGGUUAUGUCAAGUCACAUAUUUGUGUACUUCUGUGCUUCUAGUAGCCAAUGCACUAUGUUUCGGUUGCAAGCACAGGCUGUGCACUGUGGCCACUAGUCACAGGAAUGUGUCGCUUCACUUGUUUGAUGGUAAAUAGAAUCAGCCCUGUGAUGCCUUCUAUGUUGUAAUUGUGAUAUUUUGCUACAUGAGAUAUGUAACUUAAUGCUACAUUGAAUUACACGAUGCACACCUACACUUUUUUUUCAUAUGAUACACAAUUUUAUUGAUCGGAAGUGCAAGUAGUGAGAAAGACUUUUGUAGUGUCUCCUGAUAUGUACAAAAUGGAGUGUAUACGACCGGUUCACGUUUGUCUCUUGAAAAGCUGUUCUGAAACUGGAAAAAUAAAAGAUAUGACAACAGCGGCUAUAAAGGUGCUGUUGCGUUACAUGAAAUGUCCCAGGUUGGAUGAGAAAUUGUGACUAGAUGACAUAGUGCACUGUGCGAUGUUUUGUCUCUAUUCAUGACAGUGACAGUGUAUGCGACAUUGAGAUAGUGUGUGCCCACAGUGAUAGUCUUAUGUCAUUUGUUCUUCUCUUCGUUCUUUUUUUGUCUUAUCUUCCAUGCCACAUUUCCCCUUCCUUAGUACAGGGUAGUCAGCAGGAGAUUGUGUGGUUAACCUCCCUGGCCUUUCUUUUUUUUGUCUUUCUUUGCACAUCACUUUCUGACGUGAUACUACUUCGUGACCAAAACAAGGUGCCAAUACGGCGUUGUGGAGUCGGCAGUUGUCACUUUAAGGGUGCAAUCUGGAAUAGGCACCAUUCCCUUAAACAUGCAAAAUUUGGUAGUGUAUUUAUUGCUGUGCAGGAUGAAACAAAUUUGUGCCAUCUUUUUUCUCUUCAUCUUGUUUUCUUCUUAUAUCCUUUUUUCUUUUUCCCUGGAGCACUCCUGCUGUUGCACGACUAGGCACAUGGUCAGAAAUUGUCUUACUGAAUCGCAGACUUGUUUCUUUAUGCAGAGUGUGAAGGUAAUGCUCCCAAGAUAGCGGCAAGCCACUUAGUGCUGAGGAAGCUGGUGAUCACGACUAGAAUGUGCAGCAUGACUAUAUACGAAGAAAGAAGACGAUACUAUCUUCGUUUAGUCUCGCUGUGCGUUUUAGUCGUGAAUCUGAACCAACUAGCCCACCAACAUGCUUUAGUGGUGAUUUAACCACAGAGAAACG